This is a messenger RNA of Cottoperca gobio, 4521 nucleotides long. It is a transcript of the gene trim45, whose product is annotated as tripartite motif containing 45. Gene Ontology annotation, cellular component: nucleoplasm. The coding region runs from base 189 to 2018 and encodes 609 amino acids. The record is from RefSeq and is a predicted model, not a curated record. Lineage: Eukaryota; Metazoa; Chordata; Actinopteri; Perciformes; Bovichtidae. Gene Ontology annotation, molecular function: protein binding; zinc ion binding; ubiquitin protein ligase activity. The transcript is spliced from 8 exons.
AUUGGUCUGGUAGUGGGUGAGGUGUCAUAUUUCCCAGGGAGCAGUGAACGCAGCCAACUUCUCCCGAAGAAAAGUGGGACUCUCCGGUGGCUUUGAAUCAAGGAGGUGAAAUUAAAGUGUGAAAACUGGUGGUUUAGUUUAAUGUGAUAUGCAGAAGGGAGGUUCAGGAGAAGUAUUUCGGUCCUGACAUGUUUGUGGAGCUCGGUGGGUCUCAGGGUGGUAUCAACUGGUUUGUUUGUGGCACCACAAGUCUCCAAAAACAGAGAAUGUCUCUGUCCGAACAGAAAGAAAACACGGAGCACCCAACGCUAAGGUCGGAGCAUGAACACAACGGAGCCUUGGUGAACCCGCGUGCGGUUUGCAACGGGUGUAAACGUUUGUACAGGGACCCUAAAAUCCUCCCGUGUCUGCACACCUUCUGCUCCGACUGUAUCGGCCAGUUGGAGCCGUUCUCGGUGUCUUCGCGCAGCGACCGUGCGGAAAACGGCGAAGGCGAAGCGGUGGAGCAGGACCGACUCACCGUCACGGUCCUCUGCCCCGACUGUGACUCUGAGGUGGAUAUCCCUCCGUCGGGGCUGGGAGGGCUGAGCACCGACCACCUGGCGCUGGACGAAGUGUUCCUGGAGACCCUGGUGACGAACGGCCCGCUGGGUUGCGACCUGUGCGGCGAAGGACGCGCGAAGAGCCGCUGCGACGUCUGCUGCGUCAACCUGUGCGAGUUCUGCUGCCAGGCGCACAGGCGGCAGAAGCGAACGGCGUCUCACUCCGUUCAGUGUCUGGAGGAGCUGAAGUCUUGCGGUCGUCUGCGCCGCCCCGUCCUCUGCUCCCUCCACCCCGGCCAGGAGCUCCGGCUCUUCUGUCACCCCUGCGACCUGCCCGUCUGCCUGGAGUGUGCCGCCACGCUGCACCGCGACCACCGCUGCUGCCCCGCCCAUGAUAUUAUCGAUCUUCAUGGAGACAGCAUCAGAGAGCUGGUCACGGUGCGGCUGCGACCUCACAUGGACCGCCUGAAGGACUCGCUGCAGAAGGUGGAGGUAUCCCAGGAGGCUUUGCGGGCACGGGUGGAUGCAACAGCGACUGAAGUGAGGGCGUUUGCUCGAGCCUACGCCAGCGCUGUGGAAGCUCACUGCCUGUCUCUGCUGCACGGCCUGGAGGAGCUCCGUGUGCAACGCAGGAACCUGCUCCACCUGCAGAAGGCGCAGCUGCAGCAGGCUCUGUUGGAUGUCGGCGUCGGUGUGGAGUUUGCGGAGAGAUUGCUGAGCUGCGGCUCAGAUGUUGAGAUCCUCAGCGCCAAAGGAGUGACCCUGAGAAGACUGACCAGCCUGGCAGAGAACAGCUACGACCCCCACCCGGCAACCGUGGCCCACGAUGACGGCAGCGGCAUCAGCUUCAUGGCCAGGGAGCCGGCCGGGGGGGUGGAGGGCUACCCGCUGGUGGGCGUGAUCAACUCUAAGACAGUGGACAUCAGCAAGUGCGUCAUCGAAGGGGAAGGUCUACAGAAGGGCAGUGAGGGGCAGCAGGGCCACUUCACCCUGGCGUGCCGAGACUCCGCUGGGGAGCAGGUGGCGCGAGGUGGAGAGCAUGUUCUGGUCAGCAUCGUUCACAAGGAGAAGAAAAACCGUACGGUGGAGGCGACGGUGGUCGACAACAGCGAUGGAUCCUACAGCGUUUCAUACACACCUGAAGAGCCAGGAGCCUACUCCGUGUGGGUUUGUGUCAAAGCUCAACAUGUGAAGGGCUCCCCGUUCCUCCUGACUGUGAAGAGGAAGCUGAGGCGUCACAGCGGGACCUUUCACUGCUGCUCUUUCUGCUCCAGUGGAGGAGCUAAAGAGGCUCGCUGUGGCUGCACAGGGACCAUGCCAGGAGGAUUUAAAGGUUGCGGUCACGGACAUAAAGGACACCCCAGGAAGCCCCACUGGUCUUGCUGCGGCAGCACCGUGGAGCAGUCAGAGUGUUUGCCUCAGAGCGUGUUGGCCGCAGUUUCACCGCGCGGUCACCUGCGGACCGUGGAGCUCUGAGGGGACGAGGCCGGUCCAGAUGAUGCACGGUAAUGGAUGGCAGCAACCAAAAGGUUAGAGCAGCGGGGGAGCACGCUUAACGUUGUUGCUGUAAAUCUCGAAAAGGUCAGACGAGGAAAGUGAAGCUCUAAAGACACAGUGACUGAGGCAAAGCAUCAAAGUCAUCUGUGUCCUGAGAGUGAUCACCUCUGCCAGACGUUGCUCACCAUUAGAGACAAACCGUGUGACCAAAGGCUCUGAAUCUAAAGCCCCUGACACACACACACACACACACACACACACACACACACUGCAACCCUGACAUACAAGACAUCACCUGGAGGAACUGUUUGUAACAUGUUGAUGACAUUUACAUGCGGCUGGCGCAAAAGAAAUGGAAGAAAACAAACAUCUGAAGGCGAAGAAAAUGUCUAACUGGAGAGUUGGCAAGAUUUAGGAACUACUUUCUGUACGGGCCGACGGCGAAAUCAUCAGACAGAUUAAAGGAACGGCAAGACACUGGAUUAUUUAUGACCAAAUAAAUAAAUAAUACUACGAGACCGCGGUGCAAUCCGCGUCAUGUCGCGCCUCCUGCGCGCUCUACCGAGGCGCCACCACUCGCCUAAGCCAAACGGAGUAUUUCCAGUAAGCGAGAACGCUGCUGACACGGAUAAUGUUGUGUGAAAGACGAUGUCUGGACCUGAUUCUCUGGACAUUGUCCGGAGUUCGUAUGAGAAGACAGCUCAUGUUGUAAAGUGCCUUUUGUGAGCUCUGCCUGCGACCAGAGAGACGAACACGGCAGCUUGUGUGUCCUUGCUGAAGAGGAAAUCUAUCUCAGAGAACAGUUAGUGUUGAGUCACCGGCCAUCUUCUGGUCUCAAGAUGAAAGCUUGAAGAGUCUGUCCAUUUCAAAAGUGCUAAAGAAUCAGUGUUAAUAUAGUGCCAGGGAUGUGCUGAAAUACUUCUUUUUAAUUUGCACUGAUCGCUGUUAUUUGAAAGUACACUGAAGAAGUGAAUCAAUAAAGCCUGACGGAUGAAUCAGCAUUGAGCUAAUUAUAGAUCGUUUGCAUCACAAUAUAUAUCAGCCAAUAAGUAACUAUAAAUUGCAGUAGUGACGCGUUUGAUAUAUUUUACAAUACACAGUCCAUGUCUUGUUCACAACUCUUUGAUGACCACGUUUAAGGGAACCAUAUUCAAAUGUUUAUCUAAAAACCACAUAGUAAUGUUCUUUUAAAAAAAGGAACUUUAAAGACACAUUUACUAUUUACUAUGUUAUUUCAUGAUACUUCCUGUUUGUUUGUACACACGUUGUUGUCAAUACUGCAUAUCUACUUUUUUGUGUAAAUAUUAUAUGGUUACCCACCAAACAUUGCCAUAUGUUAACAAAUAAAUAUUUAUUGCGUAUUUUAUUAAAAAAAUAGAAAACACUCAAUACAACGCAAGGAUUUAUACUCCAUUGAUAAGUAAAAAAAGUAAUUUUCACUUUGAACAUGAUCUGAAUCAGAAGCACUGAGUUGGAAGACAUUGUGCCUGGAGACUCCCAACAUUCAUUAUUCUGACAUUGUUUAUAAUGUGAAACAUAUUCUUGUUUUUUUUUGUAAACCACGAAAAUGAGCCACGUAAUGCCUUUGUGUAUUUUCUGUAUUCUAAAUAUGACUUAAUCUUGAGUAUGAGUACAAAUCAAGCGGCGACCUCCGGGUCUGAACAGUGAAAAGCCAAUGCGGAAGUGCCUUAAACCUGCAUUCUCUCUCACAGCCAGCAGGGGGCGACUCUACUGUAAAAUGAAUUCCGUUUGUAGAGAAGUCUAUGAGAAACUGACCCGACUUCUCACUUCAUUUAUUACCUCAGUAAACAUUUUCCUGACCAGUUUAUGGUCUUAAUCUCUAGUUUCAAGUCUUUUCAAAUACAGCAUGAUGUUCAUUUUGUGAAUUAUGGUCCCAUUUAGAGUAAAACAGACGAUAAAGCGGCGUCUGCUUUAGGGCGAAGCUACCUUGUAAUUGACAGGUCGCUACCACGAUGUCGUCUUGCCUUGUUUUCAUCUUACAACUUUAACCCUUUCACUGUGUUUUCAGGUCAUGAAAGUUAAUUGUAACAUUUUGGUCGCCUAAAACUGUCUUGUUCAGCGUUCGGUUGUACUCUGGUUGCAAAAAAAACAAGAUGGCGGUGGCAAAGAUGCCAAACUCAAGGCUUCUUAACGCAAGUAGACAAAUCAAUGUGUGACUACAUCCACUUGUCAUAUACAGUCUAUGGUGCAAAUACUUUUUACUGAUUUUAAAGAUGAAAAAUAAAACAGACCUAUGCAAAAACGUGAGGAGACAUAAAGACUAAUCUUUUUGAUUUGUGGUCCAAGAUCCAAGGAUCUACAUGCUGCUGUUCACAUUGUGAAAUGUUUCCAUUUCUACACUGUGGUGUUGUUACAGUGACUACUGUCCACUGACUGUACCUUCAUCUAAGAUGUGUUGUUCCUCAAUGUUUUCCUUUAACCUGUAAACCUGCACAAACAAAAUAAACAAACUUAUUUCUCA